Messenger RNA from Neoarthrinium moseri, 3876 nucleotides. RefSeq lists its product as uncharacterized. The coding region runs from base 1 to 3876 and encodes 1291 amino acids. Gene Ontology annotation, biological process: transmembrane transport. The transcript has 6 exons. The record is from RefSeq and is a predicted model, not a curated record. NCBI's taxonomy places the organism in Eukaryota, Fungi, Ascomycota, Sordariomycetes, Amphisphaeriales, Apiosporaceae. Gene Ontology annotation, cellular component: membrane. Gene Ontology annotation, molecular function: ABC-type transporter activity; ATP binding; ATP hydrolysis activity.
AUGACCACGACGGAGACUCAGAUCGUGGACCCCGAUACGGGUCCCGACGGCCUGCCUGCGACGAAGAAGGGGAUGGAAGCGGCUGGCGCCGCGGACGCCGCCGCCCAGGAAGAACAGGCCGCCCAAGCUGCCAAGCUGAGGCCUGAACGUGCGGCAAAGUUCAGCGAUUAUAUCCGCAUAUUCUCGUACGCGAAGAAAUGGGAUUAUCCGCUGAUGGCCCUCGCGGGCUUUGCCUGUAUAGCUUCAGGGGUCACAAUGCCCCUGAUGAAUGUGGUCUUUGGCGCUCUCACCACCAACUUCGUCGGCUACUUCAGGGAGCCCCCGACCUUGUCCCAGGCUGAGUUCGAGGCACAGCUGAAUCAGAACGCGCUGUACAUCUUUGCGCUGUUCAUCGCCAAGUUCGGCCUGACCUACAUGAACAAGUUCUCCUUCCGCAUCAUCGGCAUCCGCAUGUCGGCCGCCAUCCGCCUGCACUAUCUCCAGUGCCUCUUCGGCCAGACCAUACACGUCCUUGACUCGAUGCCGCCCGGAGCUGCAGCCGGGACCAUCACUACGACUGCCAACACGCUGCAACUGGGUAUCUCGGAGAAGCUUGCCACUUUUCUAGAAUUCCUCGGUACCAUUAUUGCAGCCUUGGUUGUGGCUUUUGUGAAGAGCUGGUCUCUAACCCUCGUGACGGGGACUGUGCUUAUUUUUAUCAUGGUCGUCGUCAGCAUAUUCUUGCCCUUUAUCAUCAAGGGACAGGCCAACCAGACCACCGCCGAGACGAAGGCAUCGGCCGUGGCAAGCGAAGCCUUUGGGAGUAUCCGGAUGAUCACAGCUUGUGGCGCCGAGUCACAGGUGGCUAGGCGAUUUGACAUAUGGGCCGAGGCGGCCAAGAAACAUGGACAGCGCUCUGCGCCUUUGAUGGCCGUCCAGUUUGGGCUUGUAUUCUUCGGCCUAUACGCCACCUUUGCGCUGGCAUUCUGGUACGGCACAAAAUCGGUGGCUGAAGGCCGCGUGAAAGACGUGGGGGACAUUGUCGUGGUCAUCAUGUCCGUAUUCCUGAUGGCCAUUUCUCUUGAGAGAAUGUCAACCCCCCUGAUCGCGGUUAGCAAGGCCGUGGUUGCCGCUUGCGAGUUCUUCGUCGUCAUCGAUGCGCCCAAGCCAAAGCGCGGAGAGCUCAAGGACCCUGACGUCUCGGCUACGAAUGACAUAAUCUUUGAGGGUGUGGACUUUGCGUACCCGAGUCGGCCACACGUCAAGAUUCUGGAUAAGUUGAACCUGAAAAUUGAAGCUGGCAAGCUGACCGCCAUUGUCGGACCUUCUGGAUCUGGGAAGUCAACCAUCGUCGGGCUGAUUGAGAGAUGGUAUAGCUUGGAUGACCAUGAUGAGGAGACAGGCCCCGCGGUGGAGCUUAAAGGCUCUAUUUCGACAUCAGGCCACCAGCUCGGCGACAUCGAGUUGAAAUGGUGGCGGUCUCAGAUCGGCCUGGUUCAACAGGAGCCUUUCCUCUUCAACGACACUAUAUUCAACAACGUGGCUCAUGGUCUGAUCGGAUCACGGUUCGAAAACGAAAGCGACGAGCGGAAGAAGGAACUCGUGAUCGAGGCGUGCAAGGAGUCGUUCGCCGACGAGUUUAUCGAUCGACUACCUGAUGGUUAUAAUACCAUGGUCGGGGACAGCGGGACCAAGCUAUCUGGCGGCCAACGGCAACGCAUUAGUAUUGCCCGAGCUGUCAUCAAGAAGCCGAAGAUCUUGAUCCUCGAUGAGGCGACAUCCGCGAUAGAUGUCCGCGGUGAACGUAUCGUCCAGGCCGCUCUCGACAAGGUCUCGCAAGGCAGGACGACAGUGACCAUCGCCCAUCGACUAUCCACCAUCAAGAAGGCGGACACCAUCGUGGUUCUUCAGAAGGGGCGCGUGGUCGAGCAAGGCACCCACGACGGCUUGCUGGAAGAUAAUAAAGGUGUCUACUAUGGUCUUGUCCAUGCUCAGCAGUUGUCCCUUGGGGAGCCCGCGGAUGCCAGCGACUCAGAAGCACCCGAAGAAGACAUUGAUGCCAUUCUCAGUCGCGAAAAGAGUGCCGCUUUUUCGGACACCGGAAACCUCCCUGAGAAGCACAAGUACAAGACUCAAGGGCUUGUCGGUAGUUUCGGGCGAUUGCUGUAUGAGCAACGCAAUAAGUUCCCCAACUACGGGAUGAUUAUAUUCUGCGCUAUGGGCACCGCCGCGUCGUCUCCCAUCCAAGCCUGGCUCUUUGCCAAGAUCAUCGUCGUUUUCCAGUACGACCCCCAGAGUGCAGAGUUCGCCAGAGAGUCCAGAUUCUGGUCGCUGAUGUGGUUUAUUCUUGCCAUAGGCACCGGCACGGCAUACUUUGGCGUGGGCUUCUUUGCGAUGCACCUGGCGCACUACAUCUCGACUUUCUACCGGAAGGAGUACUUCAAGGGCCUGCUCUACCAGAAGACAGCUUUCUUCGACGCCGAGGACAACUCUACGGGCACACUGACAGCCCGUGUCGGAGGCGACCCGAAGCAGCUCGAAGAGCUCCUCGGAAUGAACAUGGCUAUGGUCUAUAACUCGAUCUUCACACUCAUCGGUUCCUUAUCGAUUGCUUUCGCCUUUGGCUGGAAACUGGCUCUCGUCGCGCUGUGCGUGACCGCUCCGCUGGGUCUUCUGGCUGGCUAUUUCCGCCUAAGGUAUGAGCUCGAGUUCGAGAAGAUGUAUAGCGAGGUGUUUGCAGAGAGCAGCAAGUUCGCCGCCGAGGCCAUCGGUGCGUUCAGAACUGUAGCCUCCAUGACCCUUGAGGAUACCAUCACCUCUAGGUACGACAAGCUUCUGAGCGGACAUGUUGUCAAGGCUUGGAAGAAGGCCCGGUGGUCGACUUUGAUCUUCGCUCUCUCGGACAGCAUCAGCUUGGGCUGUCAGGCGCUCAUAUUUUGGUAUGGUGGCCGGCUCAUGGGGUCCAGGGAGUAUAACCCGAUGCAGUUCUUCGUCUGUUACAUGGCGGUCAUUCAAGGAGCCGAGUCUGCCGGCCAAGGCUUUAGUUUUGGACCCAACGCGGCUCAGGCAUCAGCGGCAGCGAACCGCAUCUUGAGUGUCCGCGAGUCCCGUAAUCAGGACCACCACGAGAGUUCCAGCAUCCCCGACGCCAAGGGGGGCGUCAAGCUCGAGCUGAAAGACGUGCACUUCAAGUACCCAACACGCGACGUCUCCAUCUUCAAGGGCGUGAACCUGACGAUCGAGAAGGGCCAGUUCGCCGCCCUGGUCGGCGCGUCCGGCUGCGGUAAGACGUCCAUCGUCUCGCUGCUGGAGCGCUUCUACGACGUCCAGCGGGGCCAGAUCCUCGCCAAUGGCGUCGACAUCACCGACCUCAACGUCUACGACUACCGCAAGCACCUGUCGCUUGUGGCGCAGGAGCCCAACAUGUUCCAAGGCACGCUGCGCGAGAAUAUCCUGCUGGGCGUCGAGCCCGGCACCGUGACCGAUGAGCAGCUGCACGCGGCCUGCCGCGACGCCAGCAUCCACGAGUUUAUCGUGUCCUUGCCCGACGGUUACAACACACCGAUCGGCAGCCGCGGCGUCUCGCUGUCGGGCGGCCAGAAGCAGCGCGUCUCCAUCGCCCGCGCCCUCAUCCGCCGCCCGGACGUCCUGCUGCUCGACGAGGCCACCAGCAGUCUCGACAGCGAGAGUGAGAAGCUGGUCCAAGCCGCCUUCGAGCGCGCCGCCGGCGGGCGCACCAUGGUCGUCGUGGCGCACCGCCUCGCCACGGUCCAGAACGCCGACGUCAUCUUCGUCCUGGGCGAGGGCCGCGUGCUCGAGAAGGGCAACCACGCCGAGCUGCUGAAGAAGAGGGGGGUUUACUGGAAUAUGUGUCAAAGCCAGGCUUUGGACCGGUAG